AUGCGUCAUUUCGAUACCUGGGUCCUGCGCGAUCCUUACUCUAUCUGGCACUACUAUCCAACCGGUCAUCGUUGGCGGGACACUGUCCGCGACCUCAUCCACUCCCGCGCAAUCUGUUCCCCAGAAACCCCAAGCAGCUACCUCAGCCCACCAAUAAACUCCGAUAUACAUUCUCAAUCCCAGUCCCCGCUUCUGCGCCUCCCUGCCGAGCUCCGGCAGAUGAUAUGGUCCUAUGUCCUUACCAAUGACUCCAGCCCAAAUACCUCAAACCCUCAAACUCUCCAUCUAGUCCAGCUCAAAGGCAAAAUCCGCCAUGUGAGAUGCUCGACGCACUUCAAUAGCCCAAACAUCCAAAGCAAGUCCGAACAGCCGCAGCCAAACCCACCCCUAACUCAGAACCGUCAUUGUUGUCCCACAACCCCGGCACGUUGGCGCAUCUACGACGGCCGCGUCCCAGGCCACAGCGAUAGGCUACUAUACCCACAUACACACGAGCAUCUACCCACAACACUGAGCAACAGCAAUGUAUCUCUAGUGCGAGUGUGUCGACGCAUUUUUGCCGAGGCAGAGCAUAUCUUGUAUCAAGCGUCGCGGUUCGACGUAGACGAUCUAUACACCUUUAUCGCAUUUAGCGAAACCCUCUCGCCAACUGCGCGAAACUCGAUCCGGCGAUUGACGGUGCAAUGGAUGCCUAUUUGGAUUCCCAUGGCCGGGCUGGAUCACAAGGGAUCUAUCUAUGGACACACGCAUAGUGAUGAGUUGUGGGUUCGCUUCUGGGGCAGCGUUGCGGGGCUAAGGGGAUUAAAAGAGCUUGGGUUGAGUUUGGAUUUGGGUCGGUUCACCGGAUCGAUAGGGAGUGGAGGUGAGGCUGUUGUUUCGGGACAGAAAAUUCCGUUUGGGAUGGGAGAGGGCUGGGUUCGGCCUUUACUUGGAGUGAGAGGGCUGAAAAGCUUUGAUUUGGCGGUCACAGCAAGGUGUGAUCUUGUUGCGAGGGGUGUCGUCGAGAGUGAGCUGGUCAAGGAGGUUGGAGCAUUGAGGGAUGAAUUGAGAUGGUUCUUAUAUAGACCGAAAGAGAAUUUGAGGGAGAUCACGAGGAAGAGGGAUGGAAGAGUGAGGCUGGCAAUCACUGCAGUUUGA
This is a messenger RNA of Penicillium brevicompactum, 1137 nucleotides long. RefSeq lists its product as uncharacterized. The transcript has a single exon. Bases 1 to 1137 code for a protein of 378 amino acids. The record is from RefSeq and is a predicted model, not a curated record. NCBI's taxonomy places the organism in Eukaryota, Fungi, Ascomycota, Eurotiomycetes, Eurotiales, Aspergillaceae.